Messenger RNA from Paramuricea clavata, 159 nucleotides. The record is from the annotation of a GenBank genome assembly. NCBI's taxonomy places the organism in Eukaryota, Metazoa, Cnidaria, Anthozoa, Malacalcyonacea, Plexauridae.
AUGGAAUUAGUUUCAAUGAUUCAGAAGGCCAAUAAAGAGCUUGUUGAAGUUGCUCGAAGGAGUGAACCUUCAGUUUUGCGGGAAAGAUCAUUUGAGGGUCUGGCUGCCAACAACUGGAUGUCUGAAGUGAAAAAUGAAUUGUCAACUAGAUGUCCUGUU